CUCCCUGCAACCAGAACCAACUUCAGCUUCUGACUUUUUCGUGCGCGAUGGCGAGUCCGAUCCACCUCGAGCCGCGUCGAUGCGCUCUCCUACUCCUCCUCCUUCUCUCGCCUCUGGUCCUCGCCGUCUCCGAACCGGAGGCGGCCGCCAGCCCGGCCGGCGCCGCGUUCUUCGUCUUCGGCGACUCCACCGUCGACCCCGGCAACAACAACUACAUCAAGACCAUCCCCGAUAACCGCGCCGACUACAAGCCCUACGGGCAGGACGGCUUCUCCGGCGAGCCGACCGGCCGGUUCUCCAAUGGCCGCGUGAUCGUGGACUUCAUAGCGGAGUACGCGAAUCUGCCGGCGGUUCCUCCGUUCAUGCAGCCGGCGGCGGACUACAGCCGCGGCGUGAACUUCGCUUCCGGGGGCGGGGUCCUCCCGGAGACCAAUCAAGGACAGGCAAUUAAUCUUCCGACGCAACUGAAGAAUUUUGACAAAGUGAGAGAGAAAUUGAUCGAGGAAUUCGGAGAGACAAGGGCGCAAGAAAUCGUGUCGGAAGCGGUUUACUUCAUCAGCAUCGGAAGCAACGACUACAUGGGUGGCUACUUGGGGAGUCCCGCGAUGAGGCAGCUCCACCCGCCGGACGUGUUCGUCGGCCUGGUCAUCAGCAACUUGACAAACGCAAUCCAGGAGCUGUACCAAAAGGGAGGGAGGAAAUUUGGGUUCCUGAGCUUGGGUCCACUGGGUUGCUUGCCGGCGCUUAGAGCGGCGAACCCUAACAGCAACGCCGGCGACGGCGGCUGCUUCGAGGACGCUUCGGCUCUCGCUCAAGCACACACCAACGCUCUGAACGGCAUCCUCCUAAGCCUCCAGCACAUCUUCCCAGGUUUCAAGUACGCCAACUCCAAUUUUUUCGAGUGGCUUGCCGAUCGGAUGAGCAACCCCUCGAACUACGGAUUCAAGGAUGGCGUGAACGCUUGCUGUGGGUCCGGACCAUACGGCGGUGUCAACACGUGCGGAGGCAAGCAGGGGGCCGAGUACAAGCUGUGCGAGAACCCGGAGGAUCACGUGUGGUGGGACUCGUUCCACCCGACCGAGAAGAUCCAUGAGCAGCUCGCCAAGGCGCUGUGGGACGGGCCGGCGUCGGCCGUGGGGCCGUACAACCUCCAAGACCUCUUCCUCGACAAGAUGGAGGUCACCAUUGCCGACAUUGUCCAUGGAACCGUGGAGCAGGACUUCAUGUACUGAACAGAGUUUAGAAAUUUUUAGUGUCCUUGAAGCUCUGGUAGUUGAGCGAGCUCGCGAGGUUACAUGGACAUGGAUCUGCUAUGGCAGCAUUAAUAACUGCAUCUCGCUUGCUAAUUACGAUGGGAACAGGAUCAAGGUGACUAGAGUGGACUAGAUCAAAUUACAUUUUUAUGGUUUGUCUUUGUUGAAAAAUUAUAUUAGAGAAUUUGAAAGUUUACGCAUUUUCGACA
This is a messenger RNA of Eucalyptus grandis, 1462 nucleotides long. Its product is annotated as GDSL esterase/lipase 1. The record is from RefSeq and is a predicted model, not a curated record. NCBI's taxonomy places the organism in Eukaryota, Viridiplantae, Streptophyta, Magnoliopsida, Myrtales, Myrtaceae. Gene Ontology annotation, molecular function: hydrolase activity, acting on ester bonds.